This is a messenger RNA of Acinonyx jubatus (cheetah), 2923 nucleotides long. RefSeq names its product Rieske Fe-S domain containing (gene RFESD). Bases 2427 to 2900 code for a protein of 157 amino acids. Lineage: Eukaryota; Metazoa; Chordata; Mammalia; Carnivora; Felidae. The record is from RefSeq and is a predicted model, not a curated record. Gene Ontology annotation, molecular function: 2 iron, 2 sulfur cluster binding. The transcript has 4 exons.
GGGGUUGGGCGGGGCUCGCGAGCGCCGCUAUUUCCGGCCGGGCUGCGGGCCUCCGGUCGGGCUUCCGCCGGCGGCGCCGGCGGUGGCCUGGAGCUGGUGGGGCGGGCUGUCGUCUGGCCUAUGCUCCCAGCCCUUCUGAGCGCUGUGGCUCUGCCAGGAGUCGGCUCGCGUUCGUUAACCGUUAAUCUCCGGACUGGCUUCCGCCCAGUCACAGCGAGGCCCUUCGGGCUUGUUCACCUUACAGUCCGGGCCCACCCGGGACCUGCCGCCUGUGUGGGGCAGGCGGGGCGUUUUUAACUAGCUUUCCUGGCUUCUAUGCGUACUAAAUCUGCUCCGCGGUUUCUGCAGCCCAGGCCGUGGUAGAUACUCGUCUCCUGAAGUCUGUAGGCGCAACAGUCCAGAACCUCUGGACAGCCACGUGUAGCCUGUGCCCGGGGUUCCUGAGCGCCUCUCCGUAUAACUACUGUAGAAGGUCUUUACUAAGGUGUUAAAUACACUUUCAAGUCGUGCGUUAAUUUGUCAGAACUGGAAGGGCCUUAGAGAUGACAGCUAACAUGGUUAGAGCGUUUCCCAUGGUCCGGUCCUGCUAUGAAACACUUGAUUUGUAGUGAGCGUUCAUUUCUCGCCACAUCCCUAUGUGGCAGAUCAUUCUUACAGACGUGCAAACUGUAGCACAGGGAAAUUAAGCAACUUGCCCCAAAUCACGCAGAGCCAGGAUUCAAACCGAGAUGAACUCACCAUUGAUUACAGAUUUCUAAUAGCAGGGAUGAUGGUAGUAAAUUUUAGAGCAGCUACAUGACUUUAUUAAAUGAUUAGGGAACUAUUCCGCUUUAAACAUCUGUUGAUGCUACUCUUGUGACAUUAGCUUUCCUAAAGUAAAAAAAAAAUUCAGAACCAUGUUUGGUGAUAAACGUACAUCUAUGUAUAUAUACGUAUACAGAUAUCUUUAUUUUGCUAAAAGGCUUUGUACCUUUAAGACAGUUUACUUGCAGGCCACGUGUUUUUAUAAACCCAUGGAUGCUGCUUAGAUGAAAUGUUAAGAUGUAUACACUGUGUUCACUGAAUAUAGACUCAGAAGAUGUAGGUUUGAAUCCUGAGUGCUACUUUGUGGGUUUUGAAUCCUGACUGCUACUUUUGUUAAAGGGGAUCCUUUACCCUUAGUUUCCUAAUCUGCAAGAUAGGUAUACUACUUACCCCUUGGCGAUAGUGAACUCCUGUAUGCAAACAGUCCAAGUGGGUGGCCACUCACUGAAGGAUAACUAGUUUUAUCUAUAAUAUUCUGCCAUCCAAAGAGAUGCAAAACUAAUAUCUAAGGCUGGUCUCUUCUCUGAACCUAAAAACAAGGGUGUCACCCUGGAGCUAUGCAUUCUGAUAAUGUGUAGGUCAAGGCUCCAGACUUAGUAAAAGCACCUUUGUCAGAGAUCAAGAGGAAUAACAAGUAAGUUCUUUUAAUUUCAUGUCUCUUUUGUCUCCAGUGUCUUAUGGAAACUUAUUUAUUUAUUUUUUUAAUUUAACCUGAAUGGAUUCCCUAUGCUGGAAAAGUAAUAGAGACUGAGGAUCUAUCGACUAAUCUGUAAUUUUAUAUGGUGUUAGCACCUUUAGAAACCUAUUUUAGGCACGGGACAAAAAAAUACUUCUUAAGGAGGAAAAUGGAACAAAAUGGCUAAAUUUUUCAGAAGUGACUUUGCUUGAUCUAGUCCCCAAACAGCACAGACCGGUUAAUUUUUCACUUUCCUUUUAGUUAAGAUUCUGCUAUCUUAAAGUAGACUCAAAAUGAGGAAAUGUAUGGGAGCAUAUGAAUAGUGCAUCAAAGUAACAGUAACUAAGGUGAAUACAUUGACUCUUAUUAUUGUCUGAAUGGACCAUGAUAUUCACAAUAUUUAAUUAAGAAUAAUGUGGAUGUUAAUUAUAAAUAUUACUAGCUAUCAUAAAUACAUAUGACCAUUAUUUGAAGGGUAUGAUAAUACUUUCCUAAGCAAAAAGCAAGACUGUAAUCAUAGUUCUCUGAAACCUUUUAUCAUUUAGCCCAGCAUCCUCUGCUCAUUUCUUAUCAGCUUGUGCAAAGUUCACUGCAGUUUUCCUUGGUUGGGGUGCAAACCCUGCUAAAACUGUAUGUUCGAAGAGACUGAAACUUGAGGAAGGAUUAAUUGGGUUCUCAUUUCUUUGGAAGUCUGGAGAACUUAAUUAACUUUUCAUGCUGCACAUUUCAUAUAUUUUACUUGCUUGAUACUAGUAUUUCUUUUCUAACUUUUUGCCUGGACAAAGAAAACUAUUCAUUUAUUUCCCCUUUCUAGUGCCAAGUUUUUAAAGAAGCUGAACAAAAUUCUCAGUCCAUUCAUGAUCUUUCUGCAGAGGCACGUUUUCUGAGGAUAGAAAAUGCCAUUUUAUCCCGUCUCUUGGUUUUUGGAUCAUCUAUUACAUAAAUCAUGGAUCUUGAUGGCUCUGAACAAGAUCCUGAAGUGAAGGAAUAUUCUCCUGUCUGUGUUGGCAGAGAAGAUGACAUUAAAAAAUCUAAAAGAAUGACAGCUGUUGUCCAUGAUAGAGAAGUGGUCAUUUUCUACCACAAAGGAGAAUAUCAUGCGAUGGAUAUUCGCUGUUACCACUCAGGAGGGCCUUUACAUUUGGGAGAAAUAGAGGAGUUUGACGGACGACCAUGCAUAGUUUGCCCCUGGCAUAAAUACAAAAUUACUUUGGCAACAGGAGAAGGACUAUACCAGUCUAUAAACCCUAGAGAUCCAUCAGCAAAACCUGAGUGGUGCUCCAAAGGAGUAAAGCAAAGGAUUCAUACAGUGACAGUGGACAAUGGGAACAUUUACGUGACUCUUUCUAAAGAACCUUUUAAGUGUGACUCUGAUUUUUAUGCCACUGGGGACUUCAAAGUAAUUCAGAGUUCUUUCUGAUAAAAUUAUAUGGCAAUGAAAAA